AUGGACUUGCCAGAAAGCAAUAGUGUCCAUUGGAAAACUAAAUUCAUAGAUGGUCUUCCUUCUUUAUUUGCAGAAAGAAUUCGAAAGACUCUACGAGGAAACAAUACUGCUAUUCCAUAUGAUGUUUUUACUUAUGGCCAGUUAAUUGACACUUGCACCCAAGAAGGAUUAAAUUUGUGCAAUGAGCUAAAAUUAGCUCAGCAACUAAAGGCGAAAAGUAAAUCAGAAAAAUCCCAACUAGGAGAUUUCUGUACUCAAUUCGCUGUUGCAAGACCUUCUCAAAAAUCAGGUAAAAAAUUUAAAAAACAUCGUCGUUCUAGGGAAGAUAAGCCCUAUAAAUAUCGACGAAGCAAAGAAAAACGUGAAGAAAAGAAAGUUCACCGUAAAUCUAAUAGAUUUACAAAAAACCACUCUAAGAGAGAUCUUAGCAAAAUAAAAUGCUAUGAAUGUGGUCAAUACGGGCAUAUUGCUCCAAAUUGUAAAUUACAAAAACUUAAAAGCUUAAAUCUUGCUGAAGAUGUUCAUGAUAAAAUUUAUGGUUUAUUAUACACUUCGGGUUCAGAAUCUGACUAUUACUCUGAGACCGAAUUAAGUGCUGAAGGAUCAGAAAGUGAAAUUGCGCUUAUUGACUUUUCUGAUAAUGAGAAUGAAGCUUCUCCCAAAUGCGGCAUAAAUUGCACAAGUAAUAAUUGUUCCUGCAAAACAUAUGAGUUUUAUAAACUACAGUCUCAAUUUCAAGAUUUGAAUAUGCAUACUAUCACUUCUGAUAAUGUGAUUGAACUUCUAAAAGAAAUAUCAGAUGAAGAAACUAGGAGUAAAAUUAUUAAAUUAGCUUCAGCAACCAGCUCCCAACCUAAUAGCCAAUGUUAA
This is a messenger RNA of Solanum dulcamara, 870 nucleotides long. RefSeq lists its product as uncharacterized. Lineage: Eukaryota; Viridiplantae; Streptophyta; Magnoliopsida; Solanales; Solanaceae. The coding region runs from base 1 to 870 and encodes 289 amino acids. Gene Ontology annotation, molecular function: nucleic acid binding; zinc ion binding. The transcript has a single exon. The record is from RefSeq and is a predicted model, not a curated record.